Molecule: messenger RNA, 2823 nt
Organism: Ostrea edulis (European flat oyster)
Lineage: Eukaryota; Metazoa; Mollusca; Bivalvia; Ostreida; Ostreidae
Product: cylicin-2-like
Exons: 10
Coding region: 190-2007 (605 amino acids)
Source: RefSeq, a predicted model, not a curated record
AAGAUAUCGGGUUCAAACUGUGUUCUUGACUGGCGCGGGAACCAUGGAGAGAGAUUUCGUUUGAAAAUGGCGGCGCCCAUAGAGGUGAAAGGGUGUCAAAUUUUUUUAAAGUGAUAUAGGCCUAACUACUGCUUGACGUUAGUAUAAGGAGGACUGAUUUUCCGAAGAGUUUGAAAUCCAGUUGACAGCAUGUCGAGCCUAUGUCCUGGAACACUCUUUUCUUUCCCAGGAUUCAAUAAGAAGUCUACCCCUGUCCCACCACAGACAACAUCUGAAGAACUAUCUAAGCGGUACCGCCGACAACCUUUCAAUGGACGACCAUGGCCCCAUGGAAGCCCCGUGUCUGGAGUGUACGACGUUGGAUUCUCCUCAACCAAAAUGAUACUGUACAACAACAGGAAGAAAAGACAAAGCAAAUUAAGAGGAAAGAAUGACCCCAAAAAUGAGGAGACUUUGUGUCCAGAUCCAAACAGACACUAUCGAGCUUCUUCACCUGUCUCAAGAGAUCUUCAUUCCAAUUGCUACAAUUCCCAAUCUCCCUGCUUCUACCAGCCCAUGAUCAUUCCAUGGAUUAACUACUCUGAACGACCACCACCCACUUAUGAAGAUGGCCGUUUCGUCAAUCCUAAGCGCCACACAAGUUGCUGUGUUCCAACAGACCCGCUGGCCUUCAGAGUAGGAGUAAAUAAUGAGAGACGACCACACAGCCGGGCAUCACUUCCUCCCAACUUCCGCUCCAGUCCAAUGUUGAAUCACCCAGACCUAAGACAAGGAGAAAAGGAAUAUAUAGGAAGCAUUGCCAGAAUUUAUAGUGCACAACAGAUGAUCAAAUUGAAACAGAAACAAUACAAUCAGCUUUUGACUCUUGAAAUGGAAAAAGGUUACCAUACACCAGAAGAAUAUACCCAAUAUAAAAAGUUUAUAGAAUUGGGCAGACAACGCCAGUAUCUCAGGCCAUCUCGUGCCAUGUCAGCUCCACCAGAUAGAUGGACCAGAGCAAUUGAAGAGAGUCAAAGUGAAGAAGAGGAGGAAGAAUCUGUCAAGAAAUCUGCACCCUCAAAAAGUCCGAGAAGUAAGUCUCCAUCCGGCAGCAAAGGCAGACGGCCUGUCAGUGUCAAGUCCAGCAGGGCCAGACCAUCUACAAGGGAAGCCUCAAGGUUCAAAUCCCCAGCCAAGUCUGAAACCUCGAGCAAGUCAGCCACAAAACCAAAGGCUGAAACAAAACGUUCUCGAUCAGAUUCCAGGUCUCCACCGAGACCAACUAAAGAGAAGGAAGAAAAAGGCGAUAGUUCUGAUACCUCGGGGAGUGUUCAGUCCUCACCUGAUAGAAAAAUCCACAGGGAAGGGUAUGAUAGACCCCUCUCCAGACUAGGCCACAUUCCUGAAGAUUCUAAAAGCCAACAAUCUAUGGAUCAAGAAUCUUACAGCAAACCAGAAACCAAGUCAAAGAGAGAGGAGACUGCACUGGAGGAAAGUGACAGUACGAGCAAAUCUGACACAGUCACAAAAGAAUCGAGUAAAUCUGACAACAAAUCGCCUACAGACGACAGUUAUAGAACACCAGCAGAAGACACAAUGUUGUCAACAGAUGCAGACAAAACUGAUACUGACUUACGAACAGACACUGAAACAGCCACUGAUACAGAACCUCAAACAGAGAGUGAAAGAAAAACAAACACAGCAGAACCUAAACCAAGUGAGUCAGACUCAUAUACAGAUGAUUUUGAGAAAGAUACAUCUGAAAAGACAGACAUGGUGGAACAAAACAAGCAAGGUAAAGCUAAAGCUAGCGAUUCAGACUCGUAUACUGAUGACUUUGAGAGAGACACAUCUGAGAAUACCGAGGGUAUGAAGAAACCUCCUCAUUCCGCUGACAAAGUGGUGUCUUUCAAGAAGGACUCGCAGUCUGUUAGCUCAGAUGAAGAUCAGUCACCAAACAGGAGAGACUCACUAAGUGAAGAUGAUGAACCUAGUUCUAAAAGAGACCCAGAUAAACUAGAAUAUUAGUUCACAAAAUAUUUUCUGGCUAAUGCACAGUUUGCUUUUAAAAACGAGAAGAAUUCUGAAAUAAGGUUCUGAAUUUUAAUCAUGCUGACACUAAAAAGUAUUAUCAACAGGCAAUGCCUAUUGCAUAUUAUAGUCAACUGUUGCACAAAGUAGUUUUUCUAAUUAUUUUUUUUUUACUUUUUCAUAUUUUUGACAUGUAUUUAUGGCUAAGAUUUGUGCUUAAUUCACAACACACACCUCAGUAUUAAUUUUGAUAUAUUCCUCACAGUUUCACAAAGAUGGGAUUAAGAGAAAAGAUAAUUUGUGUGAGUUUUUUUUUUUUAUCUGUUUUGUAUUCAACGUAGAUUUGUUCAGCUUGUGAUGUAGACAGAGUCUAUACUAUAUGUUUAUAAGUGAUAUUCAUCAUGUAGUUUCAAAUUUAGUGACUAUCAGCAAAGUAAAAUAUUGAGAAGCACAGGUAUAUGUAUAUUGCUGUAUGAUUUCAUGACACAUAGAGUAUAUUUAUGAUAUGUGUGCCAAAGACUUGUAUGUUGUGAUAGAGUUUAUGCUUUAAAAAGAGUUUACAGGAAAAUGGAAUUUUGUUAGUAAAUUAAUCCAUUAUCAUGUAAUUAGUGCAUAUUUUGACCCCCCCCAAAAAAUGUAUCUUAUACUCUUAUAAUCACUUUUGAUGUUUUUCAGCAUCCAAUUGUGUUCUGAUUGGAUUCUUGAGAAUAUUGCAGAGAAAACAAAUUAACAAAUCAUCUUGUCAAUUUAUGCAUUCUAGCUGUUAUUCGCUUUUGUUUAACAUUUUCAUAUCUAUUAAAUGAAUGUUAUCAA